Didymella exigua CBS 183.55 is the source of this 2129-nucleotide messenger RNA. Its product is annotated as cholinesterase precursor. Lineage: Eukaryota; Fungi; Ascomycota; Dothideomycetes; Pleosporales; Didymellaceae. The record is from RefSeq and is a predicted model, not a curated record. The transcript has 6 exons. The coding region runs from base 319 to 1917 and encodes 532 amino acids.
CGUGCCUUUACGGAGCUGAGAUGACAGCGAGGCUGGCGUGUUAGGGUUGGUGAUUUGACCGUGAACUGGCUGUUGUAGCAGACAACAGCAUCUGCGGUUCGGGAGAAACGCCACCACCCGCUAGCUUCUACCGCACUCCGGAAUGGCUGCCGCAACACGGUCACCGCUAAGUGGCGAGUAGCAUCCCAGUCCCACCCGCUGUCUCCCAAAAAGCGUAUUGGUUGCCGCUAGAUCGCUCGUGGGCCGUCCCUUCAAGAGUGCAGUACUCCCGCUGCCGUGGGUUGGUCGAGUUCAGCACUGCCGAUUCAACCUGACAAGAUGCAGCUUCUUAUUCUGACCGUCGCUGCCGUAGCUACGUUGCUCGGUUCGGCGGCCGUUGCAGAUCAAGUGCAACCAAAGGUGCAAACGAGCACCGGCGGAACAAUCAUCGGCCAUGGAGUAUCGAACAAGACCAGCGUCACAGAGUUCCUGGGCAUCCGAUAUGCCGAAGCGCCAGUCGGCGAGCUGAGAUUCGCAGCCCCUAAGAGAUACGUGGCGCCUCAAGACCUUAUCUUUGAGGCCUCGGAGUGGUCAGCCGAUUGUCCGUCAAACAAGCCACCAGUCAGCGCAUUCCCCAACUUCACGCAGCCUUCUGGUUUGCGUGUGUGGAAGAAUUUCGCAGCUCAGAAUAGCAACCCUGUAUCUGAAGAUUGCCUGAAGCUCAACAUUUGGACCAAGAACGCAGGCAACACCAAAGCAAAGAAGCCAGUCUUGGUGUUCCUCCACGGGGGACGUUUCCAGAUUCCCGGUCCGCACAGCCCACUGUACAGCGGUCAGUAUUUGGCUGAUAGUCAGGAUGUAGUUGUGGUCACGCCCAACUACCGCCUUGGUAUGUUUGGCUUUUCAGGCGCUCCCGGUGUAGAGGCAAAUGCUGCGCUCAAAGAUCACCGCGCUGCUGUCGAGUGGGUGCGCGACAACAUUGCGGCAUUCGGUGGUGACCCAUCACGCAUUGUCAUUUUCGGCCAGAGUGCUGGAGGUGCCAGUGUAGACUACUGGUCAUUCGCCUGGAAGAAAGAUCCAAUCGUCGCUGGACUCAUUCCCAUGUCUGGAACUUCACUCAGUUUCUUGCCCAACACACCUGAUUAUGCUGGGACCCUGUGGUACAACGUCUCGCAAACAGUUGGCUGUGGCGGACCUAAGGAUGAUGCCGCCACUGUACUAUCAUGUGUUCGAACCAAGGAUACCUCGGUUCUUCUGGCCGCUGCUGCGAAGGUUCCCGCGCUUCCUACUCAGGCGCUGGCUCAGGCAACUUUCCACCCAACUGUAGACAACAUCACCGUCUUCGCAGACUACCAAGCCUUGGCCGGAUCCGGGAACUUCGCUAAGAUUCCUCUCUUGACUGGCAAUGCUGACCAGGAAGACGGAUGGUACCGAAUCUCAGGCUGGGCUGCUAAGCUGAACUUCACCAAUGCUCAGUGGGAUCUCUUCACUGAACGCGGCUUUACCUGCCCGGUUGCACUUUCGACCAAGUACAGGAUCCAAUAUGGCGUGCCCACCUGGCGUUAUCGCUACUUCGGCGACUUUGAGAACCUCCGCCUGUACAACUCAACUGCUGGUCUGAGUCCCAGAGGUAGCGCUACUUACCACGGAGUCGACCUGAACAUUAUUUUCGGAACUGCGACAGACAACUCAGGUCUCGCUAAUACUGCUGCGCAGGACGCUACCAUCAAGUACGUUCAGGGAGCGUACGCGGCAUUUGCCCAGAAUCCAAAGAAGGGCCUGACACAGUACGGAUGGCCUGCUUACGAGGAGACUGGCAAAACUCUUGUUGGACUUGCCUACAACAACAGCCCAAAGCCGACAUUCUUCGAGGCAACUACGUAUGACAAGGCUUGCCCUCCGAAGAACGAUCCUCUUCCUGGACGCGGAGCUUUCUAGAGAGAGCUUGACUCGCUGUACAAUAUGUAGCACAACAACACUAAUAGCUGAUACACCACCUGCACGCGCAAUAUCUGAUCCCAAUCAACAUCUUUGAGCCAGCACUUAGCGCAUGGUCGCGAGUGCUGAGACACGACUCAUUUGUCCCGGUAGGCCGGCUCCAUAGUAUCAUCCGGUAAUUGCACUCGGGAUGGCAUAGGGGGGGGGGGGGG